AUGUUAAAAUUAUUAGCUUCUUACAAUAAAGAAGUGGAUGCAGUUGUCUUGGAGAAUGCUCCUCAAAAUGCAAUAUACACAUCAGCUUCUAUUCAAAAGGAAAUUCUACAUGUUUUUGCUAGAAAGGUACAAAAUAAAAUUCGCAAUAAGAUUGGUAAUGCAAAAUUUUGUUUGAUUGUUGAUGAAGCUAGAGAUGAAUCUAAAAGAGAACAAAUGGCACUUGUUAGAUUUAUUGAUAAGCAUGGAUUUGUCAAAGAAAGGCUAAUAGAUGUUGUUCAUGUCAAAGAUACUACUUCUGCUACUCUAAAAGAAGAAAUUUGUUUUGCAUUGUCUCAUCACAAUCUCAACAUUCAAAAUCUAGCUCUUGUUGCUGCGGCUAAAGAAGUUUUUGAUGUUCAUGUUUUUUUUUUCCAAAGUUUGAGUAAUAUUAUCAAUGUUGUAUGCUCUUCUUGCAAACGCAAUGAUGAAUUACGAUAUGCUUAUGCAACUGAAAUUUCCCAUUUAGUUGCAACUAAUCAAAUUGAAACAGAAAGGGGAGCAAAUCAAAUUGGUACAUUAAAAAGAUCAGGAGAUACUAGGUGGUGCUCUCACUUCAACUCAAUUUAUAGCCUUUUACGUAUGUUUGGAGCAACAACUUCAGUUCUGGAAGAUUUGGCUACUAAUGGAUCUACAUAUUCUCAACGUGGUGAUGCUACUUAUGCUCGUAAAUCUUUAUUAUCAUUUGAUUUUGUUUUUAUUUUGCAUAUGAUGAAAGAAAUCAUAGGAAUCACUAAUAAACUUUGUCAAACAUUACAACAAAAAUCUCAAGACAUUUUGAAUGCUAUGCAUCUGAUUUCUAGUACAAAGUCAUUGAUUCAACAGUUAAGAGAUAGUAGUUGGGGAGCACUUUUGAAGAAAGUUAGUUCUUUCUACAAUGAUCAUGCUAUUUAG
Molecule: messenger RNA, 930 nt
Organism: Arachis stenosperma
Lineage: Eukaryota; Viridiplantae; Streptophyta; Magnoliopsida; Fabales; Fabaceae
Exons: 2
Coding region: 1-930 (309 amino acids)
Source: RefSeq, a predicted model, not a curated record